Aspergillus chevalieri is the source of this 1500-nucleotide messenger RNA. Its product is annotated as xenobiotic compound monooxygenase, DszA family. The record is from RefSeq and is a predicted model, not a curated record. Gene Ontology annotation, molecular function: monooxygenase activity; oxidoreductase activity, acting on paired donors, with incorporation or reduction of molecular oxygen. Lineage: Eukaryota; Fungi; Ascomycota; Eurotiomycetes; Eurotiales; Aspergillaceae. The transcript has 4 exons. Bases 1 to 1500 code for a protein of 499 amino acids.
AUGGGCGAUAUUGGAGCUACGACUAAUGCUACCGCUGAGGCUAAUGGCUACGAAGUGCCACAGCGGAAGAAGCAGAUCCUGCUGAAUGCUUUCGAUAUGUCAACCGUGGGGCAUUUAUCGCCUGGUCAGUGGAAAAAUCCCAAUGACAAAUCCGCGACGAAGCGCAAGCUUGAUUACUGGAUUGAAUUGGCUCAGCUUCUCGAACGUGGUGGUAUCAAUGCCCUGUUCCUUGCUGAUACGUACGGCGGCUAUGAUACCUACCAAGGAAAGCUGGAUGAGUGUAUUCGACGAGCAGCCCAGUGGCCUGUUACGGAUCCUACCAUUCCCAUUUCCGCCAUGGCAGCCGUGACCAAGAACCUGGCAUUCGGUAUCACGUCGUCGACAUCGUUCGAACCACCAUUCCUGCUGGCAAAGCGGUUCUCGACAUUGGAUCAUUUGACGGGUGGUCGUGUUGGAUGGAACAUUGUUACGUCGUGGAAGAAGGCUGCGUUUAAGGCGAUUGGCCUUGACAGCCCAAUCGAGCACGAUGAGAGAUAUGCUCAAGCAGAUGAGUAUCUGCGGGUUGUAUACAAACUGUGGGAAGGCUCCUGGGCUCCCGACGCCCUCUCCCCCAACCCCGAAGCAGAUUCCUACGUCGACCCCGACAAAGUCCGCACAAUCGAGCACAAGGGCAAAUACUUCAACCUCAAUACCCGCCACAUCGUCGACCCCUCACCCCAACGCACGCCCUUCCUCUUCCAAGCAGGCACCUCACCAGCAGGAUCAAACUUCGCCGCCACCCACGCUGAAGCAGUCUUCGUCUCAAGCCACUCGCCAACGCUCCUCCGCAAGAAAAUUGCCAACAUCCGCAACCUAGCCGCGGAGAAGAACCGCGAUCCGCAAUCGGUCAAGUUCUUUGCGACAUUUACACCUAUCAUCGCGGAAACGGAUGAAGCGGCGUGGGCAAAGUACGAGGAACUCAAGAAAUACGCUUCCAUCGAAGGUGGCCUGGUGCUCUUCAGCGGCUGGACGGGCAUCGACAUCUCUCGCAUCCCGCUGGACCAGGACAUCACCGCCGCAGACUCCCUCGAAGCACACAAAGUAACAUCCAUCCUCGACGCCUUCACAACUACCUCCAAGGAGAUCCCCAAAUGGACACCUCGCGUUGUCGCGGAGCGCGCUUCGUUCGGCGGUCUGGGCCCACUGACCAUCGGCAGUGCUGCGACCGUCGCAGACGAAUUAGAACGCUGGUUCGAAGAGGGUGAUCUUGAUGGGUUUAAUUUGGGAUAUGUGACUACGCCGGGGACGUUCGAGGAGGUUGUUGAUCUGUUGGUGCCGGAGUUGAGGAGACGAGGUGUGUAUCCGGGGCCGUUGCCGGAGGGGGAGCGGUUGACGGCUAGGGAGAAGGUGUAUGGGAAGGGGCAGAGUGGGUUGAGGGAGGAUCAUGUGGGGAGUGGAUAUAAGUACGAUAGUUAUGAGGAGACUGUUGCGAAGGAGGGUGAGGUUAAGGAGGGGGCGUGA